This is a messenger RNA of Electrophorus electricus (electric eel), 1037 nucleotides long. RefSeq names its product ring finger protein 185 (gene rnf185). Lineage: Eukaryota; Metazoa; Chordata; Actinopteri; Gymnotiformes; Gymnotidae. Gene Ontology annotation, biological process: ubiquitin-dependent protein catabolic process. The record is from RefSeq and is a predicted model, not a curated record. Gene Ontology annotation, cellular component: endoplasmic reticulum. Gene Ontology annotation, molecular function: ubiquitin protein ligase activity; metal ion binding.
CCGGGCUAACGCUUGAUGCAAUCAGCUGAAAGUGAAGCGCAGUAACCUACUUGAUGACUUGACUAAUGGAGCUAUAGAAUUUAUUUUUGCACCUAAGACAAGAUCUGCUGGUCGAAACGUUUAAGACGUUGUGCAAUCCGCUCAUACAGCUCGGAUUCCCCGUUUUAGACAGAAUGGCCAGCGCUGCCCCUCAAGCACCCGGGUCGGCGGCCACCGAUAGUGCGACGACUGGAUCCAGUGGCCAGGCAGCGGGAGAAAACGCCAGCCAAGACAGUACCUUUGAGUGCAAUAUUUGUUUGGACACUUCCAAGGACGCUGUAAUAAGCUUGUGCGGCCACCUGUUUUGUUGGCCCUGCUUGCAUCAGUGGUUGGAAACCAGACCAAAUAGACAAGUGUGUCCAGUAUGUAAAGCGGGUAUCAGCCGAGAUAAAGUCAUCCCACUGUAUGGCCGAGGUAGCACUGGUCAGCAGGACCCCAGAGAGAGGACUCCUCCUAGACCACAGGGGCAAAGACCAGAGCCUGAGAAUCGCGGCGGAUUUCAAGGAUUUGGCUUUGGAGAUGGGGGCUUUCAGAUGUCCUUUGGGAUUGGUGCAUUUCCUUUUGGCAUCUUUGCUACAGCAUUCAAUAUCAAUGAUGGACGGCCAGCCCCAGCAGCCCCUGGGACCCCGCAGCACAUGGAUGAACAGUUCCUGUCUCGCCUCUUCCUGUUCGUGGCGCUUGUCAUCAUGUUUUGGCUCCUCAUUGCAUAAGCUAUUACACCCGACGGAUGUGAGGAUUGUCUUCUCUCUGAGAACGGCGAUCAAUGGCUAAGUUAUGGACAGCGAUUGCACAAGUUUGAACAAGGUUUCACUAGCGGUGACAGGUUUUUACUUUUUUUUUCUUUUCAACAGCAAUGGAUGAAGUUGAACAUAUCUUUUUAAAAAAUCCUCCUUCAUAGUGAGGUGAAUACAGUACAAAUUACUGUAAAUGUUCUCUCCUUGGUGUCCUUCCCUCCCUGAUUUAAUUUUAAAUAAAAACCAGAGUCUUAUUUCUCUUAA